Messenger RNA from Mercenaria mercenaria, 1498 nucleotides. RefSeq lists its product as uncharacterized. The record is from RefSeq and is a predicted model, not a curated record. The transcript is spliced from 4 exons. Gene Ontology annotation, molecular function: protein binding. The coding region runs from base 29 to 1498 and encodes 489 amino acids. NCBI's taxonomy places the organism in Eukaryota, Metazoa, Mollusca, Bivalvia, Venerida, Veneridae.
UUACAUCAAAUGUAUCGAAUGUGAAAAGAUGGAACUAAUAUUUAUUGCACUGCAUAUAUUAACCGUCUCUUUUGUAAAAGGCGAUGCUAAAAAACUACUCUGCGGACCAAACAUAUUUAGUCUUAUUAAAUAUGAUCCAGAGACACAUGUUUGCCGUGAUAAUGUGGUAGUUCCAAUAACGGACUCAAACUCUUUAGUCAAUGGAGAGGAAUCCAAAAUACAUAUCACUGCUACCCGGGUACUGAACGGUCGACACACAAAGACUCGCGUGCCUGAAAAUCUUCCAAAACACUCCACUACUUCUCUCACCACUACGGAAUCAGAGACACUGCUCUGUGGGGACAAUUUACAGAAUUUAGUAAAGUACAAUACCAAAACACACAAAUGCGAAAAUGGCAAAAUAGUAAUGAUAAGAUCAAAGACUCGCGUGCCUGAAAAUCUACCAAAACACUCCACUGCUUCUAUCACCACUACGGAAUCAGAGACAUUGCUCUGUGGAGAAACUUUACUGAAUUUAGUAAAGUACGAUACCAAAACACACAAAUGCGAAAAUGGCAAAAUAGUAAUGAUAAGAUCAAAGACUCGCGUGCCUGAAAAUCUACCAAAACACUCCACUGCUUCUAUCACCACUACGGGAUCAGAGACAUUGCUCUGUGGGGACACUUUACAGAAUUUAGUAAAGUACGGUACCAAAACACACAAAUGCAAAAAUGGCAAAGUAGUAAUGAUAAGAUCAAAGACUCGCGUGCCUGAAAAUCUACCAAAACACUCCACUACUUCUUUCACCACUACGGAAUCAGAGACAUUGCUCUGUGGAGACACUUUACUGAAUUUAUUGAAGUACGAUACCAAAACACACAAAUGCGAAAAUGGGAAAAUAGUAAUGAUAAGAUCAAAGACUCGCGUGCCUGAAAAUUUUCCAAAACACUCCAUUUCUUCUCUAACCACUACGGAAUCAGAGACAUUGCUCUGUGGAGACACUUUACUGAGUUUAGUAAAGUACGAUACCAAAACACACAAAUGCGAAAAUGGCAAAAUAGUAAUGAUAAGGUCCAUGUUAAAUCCUACAACUAGAAUGCCAAUAACAAGUUUGCCGGAAAAGUCGAGAACAACCAGAAAGGAGAUAUCAGAAAAUACAUCAGUCGGUCAAAAGAGUAUCAAAAUGCCAUGCAGAAGAAGCGAUUUGAUAGACUGCAACGGUAUAAUGUACUGCGGAAAUAAUGGCACCUACAAAUGUUGCGGAUUUCAAACUUUCCAACCAAAACAGCAAACGUGCUGCCGAGUAACUAGUUCCAAAUAUAAAAUUCACGAUGAUAAACCAGAAAGAAAUCACAUCUGCUGCGGGGUAAAUGUAUAUCCAAGAAGAAAAUCAAAAGCACCAUGUCAACAUUCGUCUAGAAACGAUGCUUUUCUGAGUGGCAAACUUCCAAAAAUGAAGAAGAAGUUACUUGAGUCGAUGAUAUGUAAUGAAAAUAUAAUGUUUGGUAUGGGCAUUUAA